Quercus lobata is the source of this 642-nucleotide messenger RNA. Its product is annotated as aspartic proteinase CDR1-like. Gene Ontology annotation, cellular component: extracellular region. The coding region runs from base 1 to 642 and encodes 213 amino acids. Lineage: Eukaryota; Viridiplantae; Streptophyta; Magnoliopsida; Fagales; Fagaceae. The transcript is spliced from 2 exons. The record is from RefSeq and is a predicted model, not a curated record.
AUGCCGAUGAAUGAGUUAUUGAGUUGUUUGCAUAACCGCUUAAUCAUUGUGAAAUACCAAGCAUUGAUAGCAUUGAGAUAUACAGGCAAGAUAAGAUUUGGCAAUGGCAGUGAAGUUGUGGGUGAUGGUGUGGUUUCAACACCAUUUGUAGCUGUGGGAGAUCAAUAUUAUGUGACACUAGAGGGAAUUAGUGUUGGAGACACAUAUGUGCCCUUUAACUCUUCAGGUAAGGUUUCUAAGGGCAACGUUUGUAUCGAUUCAAGAUCACCACCAUUGACUUUGCCACCAGAUUUUUAUAAUCGCUUAGAGGUGGAAGUGAAGAAGCAGAUUUCAAUUGAUCCCAUUAAAAAUGAAACUCUAACAGGGACAAGGCUUUGCUUUAGAACUGAAAUUACUAAUGAAAAUGGACCAAAAUUGACUGUCCAUUUUAAAGGUGCAGAUGUAGAGUUAAAGCCUAUACUAACUUUCAAUCGACCGGUUCAUGCAUAUGAUAUUUACUGCUUUGCAAUUACUAAUACUGCAUUGGCAUAUUUCGGUGACGAAGGAUUAUAUGGCAACUAUGUUCAAGCAAAUUUGUUGAUUGGGUUUGACUUGGAAACGAGGAUGGUCUCCUUCAAGCCGACUGAUUGCACUAAACUGUAG